This is a messenger RNA of Chara braunii, 5063 nucleotides long. Lineage: Eukaryota; Viridiplantae; Streptophyta; Charophyceae; Charales; Characeae. The record is from the annotation of a GenBank genome assembly.
AUUAGUAGAUUUUGGCUCGACAAGGUCAUACAUCAGCAGGGACAAGAUAAAGAAGUGCAAAAUAACUGAACAGUGCUAUACUUGAGCAUGGUUCCGUAGGCCGUGAAGAGGUGUUUCCACAAUUGUGAGAGAAAGCGAGGAUCACAGUCACUGAUGAUGUUCUCGGGGAGGCCGUGAUGGCGAGCAAUGUGGUCGAAGAAGAGUGUGGCGACGUCUUUGGCACUGUGCGGGGUCGUGCAAGCAAUGAAGUGGGCACAUUUGGUCAAGCAGCAGACAACGACGUAGAUGCAAUCAUGCCCACAGUUGGUCUUGGGAAGACCGCAGACGAAGUCCAUGGAGAUGGACUGCCAACGGAUGGAGGAGACGGUGGUGUUGUCAGUGCGGAUGGUGAUGUAUUGCCCGUCGAGGUACGGACACCAGACUUUGAGGGUGUGGAUCACGACGAGAAGUUCCUUCUCGUUGGAGGGGUAAUUCAUCUCCGCGGGAAGAAGCUUCUUGCUAGCGAAGGCGAUGGGGUAUUCGCCGGGUGGAGCCUCGGGGUGAGUGCGGGAGUUCUUGAUGGAGGGGGUGUCGGCGGUGUCAUGAGGGAAAUGUUGGGACAGUACGGCUCCAAUGGCGAAGUCGGAGGUAUCAGUGGUGACAUAGAAGUGGCGGGUGGGAUCGGCGAUCUUGAGUACGGGGACCGUGGUGAUGGAGUGGAGGAGGUUGGCGGGGGUGUGUUGCUGGAGGCGGCUGUGGAGGAGGGAGUGGUUUGCGCUGUGGAGGAGGGAGGUGCGGCCGUGGUGACGACCGUGAUGAAGGGGUUGUUCCCUUCGAGCGUGGUGACGCGGUCAGAUAUGGACGGCAUGGUGGCCUUUGUGUCGUCGAGAGAGGCGGUGACGGGGCUUUGGAAGGUGUUGAGUGUGUGGAGGAUGGCGGAGAGGUCGGAGGUGGCGGUGUUUGCUGGUGGUUGUUCGCCUGCGAGGUUGCCGGCGAUGCUAUCGACCGAGUCGGUGCGGAUAUCAAACAUGUUGAUGGAGGAUGCGGCCAUGUCGGGGGAAGAGGGGGUGGAGGACACAACUGGAACGGAUGUGGAGGAUGCAGCAGCAGCGGUGGCGGCGGCAGCGCGUUGGGAGUUCUUGGUUUGGCGUGGCGGCAUGUGGAGGGAUAUAGAGAUGUCGGACACGGAUGGAAUCAAGCGGGGCCCGGCUGCUACGCCGGAAGACUUUGUCAAAGCGUUGGAGAAAAGAGAACUGGCACGACUACAGGUGCCGAAAGUUGACAUCUUCCUGUUCGAUGGGGAUGGGGUGUCAGAAUGGUUGGAGUUAUUGGAACAGGUUACGAGUGAGGCAUCAAAACUUGACAAGUUCAAAUUGAUGCCAAGGUAUGUCUGGUGGGAGCUCAGGCCAGAGGUCAGGAAAGUAGCGACCAGUGCGAAUGGAGACUGGUCAAAAUUCAAAGAGGAGAUGCAGAGGCGCUUCAAGUUGGGAGAUGGCGUGCUGACAAAGGCGGACCAAGAGAUGUUGAGCCGGAACGAGUUCACUACGGUGCGAUGGUAUGGACAAUGGGUGAGCUUCGGACCUCCGGGCCCUUGGCCAGGUUUUAACCCCUAUACACCAUGGCCUGUUAGCGGGCAAUUCGGUUCCUAUGGUGGGCCACAAAUGAGCAUGGCCUCGUGUGGGUACUCAAGGCCCCAAGCCCAGCAGGCGAGCCAGUCCCGAGUCAAUCGCAACAGUCUGCUCCGCAAGGGUCGCAGGGCAAUCAGGGCGGUGGUCGAGGCCAAGGCCAAGGAUGGGGACGAGGCAGAGGGAAUGGUGGCCGUGGUGGAAAUGGAAGAGGAAAUGCGGGCCGUAACUCCAAUGAAGGAGGAAAUGAGGGUUGGAAUGACGGAGGGAAUCAAGGCGGCCAACAGGGUGGCCGAGGAUAUGGCAGAGGUAGAAUUAGAUUGGAGGAAUGCCAUCUGUUGGCAUUGUGGCCAGAAGGGCCACACGAUUAAGUUUUGUCGGGUCUGGAGGAGCGACGAAAAUGAUGGGUUGAUGAGUACUAAUUACGAUGGGGAUAUCUACGAUAUGUAUGGGAAAUACAUCGACCCAAGGACCCCAGGAGGGACGAGAGAAGAGGCUUUGCGGAGAGCAAAUGCCCCGCCUCCAGCAGCUCCUCCGGCCGCGUUCCGCAUGUGGCAGGAGAAAGAAGUCUACCAAGAUGUAAGGGUGGAAGAGGUAGGGGAGAGUGAAGAAGUUGAGCAGGGAAUGAAAACCGACAUUGUAAAGGAGGAACCUAUAGUGGUUGAACCUGACGACGAAGAAGAAGGAGGCCAGAUAGAGUCAAGAGACACAAUGGAAAGGAUGGAGGACCGGUUGGCAAAGAUUGGGAGAUAUCAGACCAAGUUGACCACCCUGUGCGAGGAGGUCAACAAAUGGAGGGGAGAAUUACCGUUUGUGUUGAGGGUGGACCCAACUGCUCUAGUUGGUUCCCUUAAGAACUUCGCUCCUUCAGAUCCAACUAUCGCCAGGUGGCUAACGUACAUCUGGAUGUUCGACUUCGAGUUGGAACGAAUUCGUGAAAACAAGAAUAGAGCAGACGGGUUGAGUCGAGUCGACUGGGACAAGAGUAACCGAGGAGUGAUCGAGGAUACUCCACCAGUCGACGGGUUUCUGGAUAGUGCGGAGGAUGUGAGACUUCACAUCAACUCCUGGUCAGUGGUCGUAGGUAACUAUGUUACUCUUGGGCGACGUGUGUGGCUCGCGCCUCCAGGGCAUGUACGACGACCAGACCUAGUCCUCAAGCCCUAUAUCGAAGAAGACUCGUGGGGAAUGCCAUGUGUAGAGUGGAUGAUGGAUUUGGCCCUAGCAAACAAGUACCAACUACAUGAGGACCUGCUCACAAUUGAGAAUGGGGCACAGCAGGUGGAAAAACAUGAGAAAUCGGUAGGCGGAAUAUAUCUUCUGGCCAAUGCACUUCUUCAGGACGAGGUGGUUAGGAAUGCGGGACAGAGUCAGGAAGAAGGUGAUAAUGUGAUCCACGAAGGGGAAGAUGAUGAUUUUGAGGAAGGAGAGAUUAAGGAAGCUUUUCGGGCAGAAGAGUAUGAUGGAGUUUAUCUCGAGCUCGGGAUGCUUCUUUCGUGCGAGAUGAGGGAAAGGGAUGCGAGCGAGAAGUUUCUGAAAAUGAGGCCAAACUUUCUAGUAAGGGAUGGCUUGACACCAUUUGGGGCAGCCAUGCCAAGAAGGAGGGGAAGGGCAGGGUCAGUGGAAACCCCUUUGGGGGUGACCAGACAGAGGACGCAGAUAAGGACCAGGAGAGAGGACAUGCCUCCACUUUUCCGGGGAGGGAAUAUUGAGCUGUUCUUGUUUGAGUUCGAGAGGCAUGCGCAGGAGUUUGGAUGGGAUGGGACCAGGAUGUUAAGGGAGGUGCGAGGCGCAGGCGAGUGGGUAGACCCGAUUGCCCUCCUUGUCCGAGAGUCACUAACGUGGCAGGCUUUUGAGAGGAAGAUGGAGGGCUUGCACCCAUCUUCAGUGGGAAGAGAUGGACGGCCCAUUCGAUUUGACUCAGUGGGAAGAGAUGGACGGCCCAUUCGAUUUGACUCUACUAAUCUGGGGGAAUUCAUAUGGGCUUAUGAUCGAUAUGCAGAUGGCCUCAAUGUCACAGGGGAGCAGAGGAUGGGGAGCUUCCUUCUGUAUGUAAGGCGGCACAUCAGAUCCUUUGUCAGAUCUAUUGUGGCACCUGCUACGAACUGGGGCCACUGCAAGAAGUUGCUAUGGAACUACUAUACUCCAGCGCGUCAGGCAGAUGAAAGGAGUAUGGAAAAGAAAAGGAAGGAGCCAGAGGCAGCUGAGAAGAAGACCUUUGAACAUGGUAUGACAUCUGGUGCUCAGAAGGAGGAUGAGAGGAAGGAGCAUAGGCCUCAUAGAUAUGAGAGGAGGGAGGAGCAGCCUGAUGAGAGGACUCAGAGGGGAGGAGCAUCAGGUGGUUCAAGUGCACCUCCUCAACCUGCUCAGAUGGAUGAAGACCAUUCUGGAGAGCAGCCUGUGGAGUUGAAGAACAGGAAAGGAGAGGGCGUUUGCACUCAGAAGGAGGAUCUUCCCCUACUUACAGAGGUUUGGGCCAGCUUUGACAAACUGAUGGAGGCUGCAAGAAGGCCUAGAGAGCAUCAUCAGGAGAUGGGGGUUCAGUUAGUCUCUACAAACUUGCUUAGCCUGAGGGGCCUUAUGAAGGAGGGUCUUGCAGCAGCCAAGGCCUCAGAUCAGAAGGUUGGGGAAAGAUUGACGAAGGUGGCACAGAAAGCCUAUGGCCAGAGGGUGGACUGGGAGAGAGAGAUUGACACCCUCAAGAAGGAGCUGGAAAGGCAAAGCAAGGAGGUGGAGGCAGUGAAGGCAGAGAUGGUGGAGGUCUGGGCUAAGAACGAGGCCAUCAGGCAAGUCAACCAGACCUUUAACAAGGUCAAUGACGUUUUGAGGGCCUAUCUACAGGCACAACAAGUCUCCUUCCAGGCAAAGGAAGCUGAGUGGGAAAAGAGGAUAAAGGACCUGGAGGCCAGCCUGACACUUGGGCCGGAGCCAGCGAAACCAGAGGAGAGGCCACCAGCUGAGGCCAUGAGGAUUGAAGCAGUUCCACCUAUGACUCAGGGAGAGACUGUGGGACAGCAGGGGAUUCAGGAGAGUCUGGGUCAGGCCAUAGUUGAGGCUGAGUUGAGAGGGGAUCUGAAGGUUUGUCAGGAGUCCACCACACCUCAGGAUAUGCCUCUUGUUGCAGGUCUGGAGGAUGCAUCGGGGUCUUGGGCCACUGGUUCUGGGCCAGAAGGGCGAGUCGGUGAGCAGGUGGCGCAGACACAUGACAGAGCAGCAUAUCCCACUCCCCCAGAGGUUCCACAACAGGAGGUCACAAGUAAGGUUAUGACAACCCCCUCAUCUGUGCCCUCACAAGGAGGAGACAAGAUGGAGCAGAAGAAGGUUGGAAGGUGCUUCUACUGCAAGAGAGGCAAGCACCUAGUGCCCCAAGAGCCUCAAGGAUGAGGCGCAUGGCUUGUUUGCUUGGGAUUCAUCUGGGGUACGAAGGGACAGGAAUGGAAACUUGAUCCUGAAGACUCG